Molecule: messenger RNA, 772 nt
Organism: Mercenaria mercenaria
Lineage: Eukaryota; Metazoa; Mollusca; Bivalvia; Venerida; Veneridae
Exons: 2
Coding region: 182-625 (147 amino acids)
Source: RefSeq, a predicted model, not a curated record
UAGAUUUAGUCAGUACGUUACCAAAAUCCGGAAUUAUGUCCGUAUUUUUUACGUAUUGUUACGCUGCGUCGUUGAAGUUAAUUGGUUACAAAGUAUAUAAAAUGUAAAUGAAAUCUCUCAGAAAACAUUGAAUUUCAGACCUCUCUCAAACGCAACUACCGUCAAAUUGCGAAAAAGAAAAAUGAAAUACAUAUUAGUGAUCGCCAUUUUCUGUGCUGUUCUUAGUUUUUCUGCUGCUGAUAGGAAAAGAUGUUUUUGCAAGGCUGUUGCAGCCGACAAUCACAACAACGUCAUCCAUGAUUUUAGCACCAUUGCUGAGCAUCGUAACUGGUUAACUGUUGGAUGCAGACGACUUCACGGCUGUUCUAGUAAAUGUGACCAGAAAGUGAAAGAAUGGGUGUGUAACCACCAAGCAGAGUGCAAAGCAAAGGCUAUGGGCAAGCAUGUUGUUCCUUACUAUACAGCCAGUGUAUGUGGACAUGGAGCAGGGAAUAAUCCCCGACCAUGUGGAUGUAACGAAGGCGGAUUUAACAAAACAAGGAGGUGUCAGCUACAAUGCAUUAAUAAAAUAUUCUCUCAAGGACACAUUGCAUUUCUGGACUGUUUGAAUAAAUGCAUCGCAUAAUAAAUCCAUGUUGUAAUAAAUUGUCAAACUGUUACUUUUUAAACGAAUGAAAUGUUACUUAUUUUGUUGAUAAAUUGUCCAUUGUCGAUGAAUAAAUUCUAUUUUUGUGAAAAAAUUUAGUCCCUUCUCAAUCAAGGAUUAUUCCGA